AUGUCGACUACAGUAGAUAAGAUCAAGGAGGUCGAGGCCGAAAUGGCCCGGACUCAAAAGAAUAAGGCCACAUCCUUCCACUUGGGUCAGCUCAAGGCAAAACUGGCAAAGCUGAAGCGUGAGCUACUCACCCCAUCAUCAAGCGGUGGCGGCGGUGGUGCUGGCUUCGAUGUUGCCAGAACAGGGGUUGCCAGUGUUGGCUUCAUCGGUUUUCCAUCCGUGGGAAAAAGUACCUUGAUGAGCAAGCUCACUGGCACCCACUCAGAAGCGGCUGCUUAUGAGUUCACAACUUUGACAUCUGUGCCCGGGCAAGUCACGUAUAAUGGUGCGCCACUGCAAAUGAUCGAUCUUCCCGGUAUUAUCGAGGGAGCCAAGGAUGGACGAGGUCGAGGUCGUCAGGUCAUUGCUGUCGCCAAGACAUGUCACUUGAUUUUUAUUGUGCUCGACGUGAACAAACCCCUGACUGAUAAGAGGGUCAUCGAGACAGAACUGGAAGGCUUUGGCAUCCGCAUCAACAAAGAACCGCCCAACAUCACCUUCAAGAAGAAGGACAAGGGUGGCCUCAACAUUUCGAGCACCGUGCCGCUGACCCACAUCGACAACGACGAAAUCAAGGCCGUCAUGAAUGAGUAUCGUAUCAACUCGGCUGACAUUGCAAUCCGUUGCGAUGCGACGGUCGAUGACCUCAUUGAUGUGUUGGAAGCAAAGAGCCGCAGUUAUAUCCCGGUCAUCUACGUCCUCAACAAAAUCGACGCAAUCAGUAUCGAAGAGCUCGAUCUGCUAUACAGGAUUCCCAAUGCAGUACCCAUUAGCUCCGAACACGGUUGGAAUAUCGACGAGUUAAUGGAAGCCAUGUGGGAAAAACUACAACUGGUUCGAGUCUACACGAAGCCAAAGGGAAAGAUGCCGGAUUAUUCGGCUCCUGUCGUGCUUCGGUCCAAUAGGUGUACAGUCGAAGAUUUUUGCAACGCAAUCCACCGCACCAUUGUCGAACAGUUCAAGACGGCCGUCGUGUAUGGCAAAUCCGUGAAGCACCAACCGCAACGUGUGGGGCUUAGCCAUGAAUUGGCCGACGAGGACAUUGUUACCAUCGUCAAGAGAUGA
Pseudomassariella vexata is the source of this 1104-nucleotide messenger RNA. RefSeq names its product P-loop containing nucleoside triphosphate hydrolase protein. Gene Ontology annotation, biological process: cytoplasmic translation. Gene Ontology annotation, cellular component: cytoplasm. Gene Ontology annotation, molecular function: GTP binding; GTPase activity. Lineage: Eukaryota; Fungi; Ascomycota; Sordariomycetes; Amphisphaeriales; Pseudomassariaceae. The transcript is spliced from 7 exons. The record is from RefSeq and is a predicted model, not a curated record. Bases 1 to 1104 code for a protein of 367 amino acids.